Ectocarpus siliculosus is the source of this 643-nucleotide messenger RNA. The record is from the annotation of a GenBank genome assembly. NCBI's taxonomy places the organism in Eukaryota, Phaeophyceae, Ectocarpales, Ectocarpaceae.
UAGACAACACACACAAAGGAAGAAGCGCCAUGGAAGAGAGCAAAGCACCAGGAGGGGCGGAAGGGGGGGUUGGGGGACAAGAGUUGAACGAACAGCAGAUAAUCGGGACAUAUCGUGGGAUGCUUGGCGACGUAAAUCAGAUGCGGCGCAAGAUCUCCGAACUGGAGCAGGAGGUCUCCGAACACCAGAUGGUGGUGGACACCCUGGAACCCUUGGAGGGGACGCGGAGAGCCUACCGCCUGGUGGGAGGGGUGCUGGUGGAGCGCACGGUGGGGGAGGUGCUGCCCACGGUGAAGGCAAACCAGGAGGGCAUCAAGCAACUCCUGCAGCAGCUGGCCACGACCCGGGCCAACAAGGAGAAGGAAGCGGCAGAGUGGAAGAUCAAGUACAAAAUACGGUCUCAACAGGAAGCUCAGGCGAUGUCACAGGCACAGGGGAUCCCGACACCACAAGCAUUGCAAGCAUGACUCUUGAUAGCUAAACCUACCCCUGGGGGUAGAACUUCAUUUAGGGAGGGAGGAGCAUCGUUUUCCGUUGUUGAGUGUUGGCGUUCGCGUUAGGGAUGGCUUACGUAAUGGACCUUUUUUUUUUUUUGCCACCCUAGAGAAGCGCGUGUCGGUGCGUGAGGAUUGAACUACUGCUG